Messenger RNA from Peromyscus californicus insignis, 1124 nucleotides. RefSeq names its product BCL2 interacting protein 1 (gene Bnip1). The record is from RefSeq and is a predicted model, not a curated record. Lineage: Eukaryota; Metazoa; Chordata; Mammalia; Rodentia; Cricetidae. Bases 27 to 713 code for a protein of 228 amino acids. Gene Ontology annotation, cellular component: endoplasmic reticulum; SNARE complex. The transcript has 6 exons. Gene Ontology annotation, molecular function: SNAP receptor activity. Gene Ontology annotation, biological process: retrograde vesicle-mediated transport, Golgi to endoplasmic reticulum.
UCGCUCGCCAUAGCCGCGUCUCCAACAUGGCGGCUCCCCAGGACGUCCACGUUCGGAUCUGUAACCAGGAGAUUGUCAAAUUCGACCUGGAGGUGAAGGCGCUUAUCCAGGAUAUUCGAGAUUGUUCUGGACCCUUAAGCGAGCUCACUGAACUGAACACCAGGGUGAAAGAAAAGUUUCAACAGUUACGACACAGGAUACAGGAGCUUGAGCAAUCAGCAAGGGAGCAAGACAAGGAGUCGGAGAAGCAGCUUCUACUUCAGGAAGUGGAGAAUCACAAAAAGCAGAUGCUCAGCAACCAGACCUCAUGGCGGAAAGCCAAUCUUACCUGCAAAAUUGCCAUCGACAACCUGGAGAAAGCAGAACUUCUGCAGGGAGGAGACCCCUUAAGGCAAAGGAAAACUACCAAAGAGAGUUUGGCGCAGACAUCCAGCACCAUCACAGAGAGCCUCAUGGGGAUCAGCAGGAUGAUGUCACAGCAGGUGCAGCAGAGCGAAGAGGCUAUGCAGACUCUAGUCAGCUCUUCACGAACUCUCCUGGAUGCAAAUGAAGAGUUUAAGUCCAUGUCGGGGACCAUCCAGCUGGGCCGGAAGCUCAUCACAAAAUACAACCGCCGUGAACUGACGGACAAACUUCUCAUCUUCCUUGCCCUGGCCCUGUUCCUUGCUACAGUCCUCUAUAUUGUGAAGAAGCGCCUCUUUCCAUUUUUGUGAGCAAGAGCUGUCCGCUAUGGCCCUUUGCACUCCCGAUUCAGGACGAGGCUCUCAAGACUGGCCGGGCCGCCAAACUGGGCUGCUCCUCCCUGGGGUUCUCUCCAGUUGCUCAGGGCACCCAAAGGAGGGGAACACAGCAGCCCAGUUUCCUUCAAGAAGCUGCUUGGGAAGGGCAAGUGGAGUAGAGGACAAGGAAGCCUUCGGGACAGAUGCAGUCCACAUCCACUCAGCUGCCAAGCACUGUGGCUGCCACAGGGAGCAUUUCAACUCCGGGGUUUGAUGUACCUCCCUCAGGUCCUGAGGCGUAAAUGCUAGAUCUGGUGGAGAGAAGAGCCUUGGGGGUGGGGGAGAGUGGGGAAGGUGAUGACAGCUCAUGACUGUUCCCCGAAUAAACCUCACUUAUUUAAUGGA